GUGGGAUUUCGGUAACCUGACGAUCAGUUCAGAGAAGUACGGCACUCCCUCAUGCUUGCUACUCCGAUCCAAGAUUUGAAAGCAGACGACCAGCCUGAAAUAACAGAGUUGGAAAGCCUUUGUCUCAACUGUCACGAAAAUGGCACUACCCGGCUGUUGCUUACCCGCAUAGCAUACUUCCGUGAAGUGGUGAUAUCCUCAUUUUCAUGUCCCCAUUGUGGUUUUGAAAAUCGGACGAUUGACCCAGCUAGCCGUAUUCAAGACAAGGGACAGCUGAUCACACUAAAGGUACGGACUACUGCUGACUUAAACCGCCGAGUUGUACGACCUUCCGGCUCGACUGUUUCAAUCCCCGAGUUAGAUGCGUCAUUUCCAACUUCUGAGGGAGACCUAUCCACAAUCGAAGGUGUCUUGUCAAAGAUAGCCGAAAAUAUCGAGCGUUGGCAGCCUGAACGGAAAAAAGCUGAACCGGAAAUAGCGGAUAAAUUGGAUGCAUUUGUCGGGCAGUUACGUGGCUUGUUUUUGGUCGAGCGGCCAUUCACUUUUGUUUUGGAUGAUCCCUCAGGGAAUGGUUGUAUCGAGAAUUUCCUAGCCCCUGAAAGUGACCCUCAGUUGGAAAUAUGCUCGUACACACGUACAAAGGAGCAAGAUACCGCCAUGGGAUUUCGCUCGGAUGAUACCGACGAUGAUGCGAAACCUCAGGAUGACGCCCAGGCAACGGGUUCAAACCCAGUGGAGUCAGUCAACGGUCGUUUGGGUGUGGAUGAAGUGGUAACGUUCAAAACCAAUUGUCCCGACUGUAAUGCACCAUCGGACACGAACAUGAAGUUGGUUGAUAUCCCACAUUUCAAACAAAUUGUACUCAUGGCUACUGUGUGUCCAGCAUGCGGACGGAAGGACAGUGAAGUCAAGUCUGGCGGUGGUAUUUCAGCAUUGGGGCGUCGCUAUCGACUCCGACUGACACAUCCUAGUGAUCUGUCUCGGGAUGUGUUGGUCUCAGAGACAGCCGGUGUGCGGAUACCUGAAUUGGAUCUAGAGUCAAUGGGUGGAACGCUUGGUGGCCGUUUCACUACACUGGAAGGACUGUUGUUGGCAAUCAGGGACCAGAUUGCGAACGGGGAACAUUUGGGCGUUACCUUUGAAAUGAGAGAUCCUGCUGGAAACAGCUACCUUCAGAACUUAUACGCCCCAGAUCCUGACCCUGAGUUGACGGUGGAAGACUAUGAACGCAGCCCAGCGGAGAAUGAGGAUCUUGGUUUGACUGACAUGAAUACAACAGAUUAUGAAACUCUUCCGGUGGAUACUAAGAACGGCGAUGUAUCCUGAUGAUACUGGACAUUUUUUUGCAUACUUCGCGCCAAUUUUGUUUGUUCCUACGGAUGACUUUGUAUUUCACUUCAUUCAAGC
Opisthorchis viverrini is the source of this 1407-nucleotide messenger RNA. RefSeq lists its product as hypothetical. Gene Ontology annotation, cellular component: cytoplasm; nucleus. Lineage: Eukaryota; Metazoa; Platyhelminthes; Trematoda; Opisthorchiida; Opisthorchiidae. The record is from RefSeq and is a predicted model, not a curated record. The coding region runs from base 52 to 1326 and encodes 424 amino acids. The transcript has 9 exons. Gene Ontology annotation, molecular function: zinc ion binding.